AUGCUAAGAGUAGAUGUAAUUAUAUAUUUUUAUAUAAUUUAUAUUUUCAUUUGCCUGCUUUUCUUUCUUCUCUUCGAUUGCUCUCUUCUGUAUGCCGCCCCAUACAGCAGCAGCUAUCACCAGCAGCAGCAGCAGCAGCAGCAGCAGCAGCAGCAGCAAGACCAGCAGCAGCAGCAGCAGCAGCAGCGAGAAAAGCAGGGAUACCAGCAGCAACAACAGCAGCAACAGCAACAGCAGCAGCAGCAGCAGCAAGACCAGCAACAGCAGCAGCAACAAGACCAGCAGCAAUACCCCCACCACCAACAGCAUUAG
Eimeria mitis is the source of this 312-nucleotide messenger RNA. RefSeq lists its product as uncharacterized. The transcript has a single exon. The record is from RefSeq and is a predicted model, not a curated record. Bases 1 to 312 code for a protein of 103 amino acids. Lineage: Eukaryota; Apicomplexa; Conoidasida; Eucoccidiorida; Eimeriidae.